Messenger RNA from Pseudogymnoascus destructans, 1019 nucleotides. RefSeq names its product Mitochondrial import inner membrane translocase subunit tim22 (gene TIM22). The record is from RefSeq and is a predicted model, not a curated record. The transcript is spliced from 3 exons. Lineage: Eukaryota; Fungi; Ascomycota; Leotiomycetes; Thelebolales; Thelebolaceae. Gene Ontology annotation, biological process: protein insertion into mitochondrial inner membrane. Gene Ontology annotation, cellular component: TIM22 mitochondrial import inner membrane insertion complex. The coding region runs from base 103 to 717 and encodes 204 amino acids. Gene Ontology annotation, molecular function: transmembrane protein transporter activity.
AUCAAGUUUAUCAAAAUGAGGAGUUAAGUCGGGGGUGAGUGGGGUUCAGCCAGCCAUGUCCCGCCGCAGGUGGUCCAGAAAAGCCUAGCUAAGCGGAGUUGGAUGGCAGAAUUUAUAUUUCUUAUGCCAACCUGGAGGGACAUCAGUACGACCGCAACACUCAAAGGCCAGCCACAGCGCAGACAUCCAGAUAUCGAAAUGAACGGGCCUAUGUUUGGCGGGUUCAGUGGCGGCGGCCAGCAGAUUAAUGGAGGCGAUGCGGACGCCAUGGCUGCGGUGAGAAAUAUGCAAAUGAUUAUGGAGUCGUGUCCUACGAAGGCUAUCAUGUCUGGAACAAUGGGAUUUGCUUUGGGUGGCGCGUUCGGUCUCUUCAUGGCAUCUAUGUCAUACGAUACACCUAUGACCCCAGAAGGCCGAGCCAUGGGCAACCUCCCGCUCAAAGAACAGCUACGAAAAGGUUUCAAGGACAUGGGUCAGCGCUCUCUUUCGUCCGCGAAGAACUUCGGCAAAGUCGGCGCCAUUUUCGCCGGUACGGAGUGCUGUAUAGAAAGUUAUAGGGCGAAGAAUGUACUCUCGAAUGGUAUUAUCGCUGGAUGCAUUACCGGAGGCGUGCUUGCUGCGCCGGCUGGACCACAAGCGGCUGCAAUCGGAUGUGGCGGGUUUGCGGCAUUCAGUGCGGUUGUCGAUGCUUAUAUGAGGCAACCGAAAGAGGACUGAUUGUGGAAAGUUGUGGUAUCAUGGGUUGGGGUGAUAUGUUCCAGUGGCGUUUAUAGAGAAACUCUCCGGUCCGGUUGUAAGAUUAUGUAUGUGUAUGGCUUGUACAAAGAGGUGGAAAUGGCAUAUGCAUGAGCGGCAUGGCGUUUGGAAAGCGGACUUUAUAGUCUUGGGAGAUAUAAAGUCUUUGAUAGUUGGCUGCGAUGGAAUGAUUUCACAGCGAUUCUUGGCGAAAGCCAUUGAAGGGGGGGUAAUGUUGUAUUACACACAGGUAAAUACAUACACGAAUUAUAUUUGGAUUCAAG